GCACGAACGUCUACACGAGGAACGUAAAAAUUAAGCGAAAUUAAGCAAGUACGGAAUUCGGUGGAGCCACAUCAUGCACCGAAUUCUGUAGCACCCAAGGACACAUCCACUAUCUACCAUGCGGACCUACCCUAAUGGUGAGCAGGCGAGAGGGCCACAUUCUUCUCAGAGAUGACAACUCCAUCAGUCGCCAGCAUGCUUCCAUCACUGUGACGCAUUCUCUGUCAGACUUGAAAAAUAUCACAGCACUCCCAAAGGUGACUCUUAGUGAACUAGGGUCUAAGUAUGGCACCUUUGUCAACGAGGGCAUUGAAAAAAAUUGCAAACUAGCAAAUAAAAGCACAACAGAGCUGAAGGACGGUGACAGAAUAAGGUUUGGGAUGCUCGCAAACGUAUGGCGGCUGGGCUACAAGCCUCUGGUGGUGACAGCAUCCACCUUGAAGCCAGAGCACAAGAAGGGCCUGGCAGAUGACUUGCUCAAGCUUGGGGGUCACUUGGUCAGUGAGUGGAACCCGGCGUGUUCGUACCUGGUUAUGAACAACAUCACACUCACAGUCAAGGUUGUGUGCGCCCUGGCAGGAGCGCGGCCUAUAGUAACCCCAGAGUUCUUCACUAAGUGGGCAGAAGCUGUCGUGAAGAAGGAGCCUCUCCCCAAUGCCAGUGACUUCUUGCCCCCUUUACAGGAAUUAAGCCUAGACAAAUCUAAAGUCGAUUUUUCCCCAAUGGAGGCAAGGAAAAGUGUGCUACAGGGUCGUACACUUCUGUUUUCCUCAGCCAAGCAGAUCAGUCGGAUGGGCCCAGCAGUCGAGCUGGCAGGAGGCAAAGCUGAGGACCUGACAGCGGAAAACUUUGUACACAUAACCAGGGACAACUACCUUGUGAUCCAGCAACCCCCAGACAAGAACCAGAUGUCACAGAGUAACAGCCUGCUUACGGAAGCAAGAAAGACUCUUAAAGAGAAGGGUCUGCGUGUGAUACCAGAGUCUGACAUUGGUCUGGCUAUCCUCUACAUGAACACAGAAGGCCACUGCAAUCCAGCUUUCAAGGUCAAUAACAUCCUGCGAAAACAUGGAUCCACGUCGCAGAUGACAGAGGGACUCCAAAUAUAUGCCACAGAAACCCAGAACUCUGAGAUGUCCUUGUCGUUGACUGGAUCCCGCGUCAUCCCCGAGACAGGCGAAUCGUCAAAGAAAACCCCCAGUUCUAGCCGAGGAGGAGGAGCUGCCCCUCCUUCUUUCCCGAGCUCCUUCCCCCUCCCCCCCUCGGCAAAUAGCAUCUCCAUGGUCUCUCCCAAAGACGUGGACAUCACUCAGAACAGCACGGAGAACAAGGAGAACCUGGCUAAUAAUCAGAAGAAGAGGCCCAGAACAGGCAGCGCGGAUGCUAUGUCUCCACCCACCAAGCUCUCAAAUAGGUCACAUGUCGCGAGCUUGCAGCCUCCCUCCGAGCCACCCGAACCGACACAGCCAAUGGAAGAACAGGAAGAUAGUCAGGAAUCUGAAAUGGCCUUGUCGAGGUUUGAUCCCAAGCACCAUAGCACACAGCGAGAACCCCCGACCUCAACAGUUGCAGCACCCAGCACUGCUCAGAAGCUGGAGAGUCGAGCGGGAAAUAGCACAGUGCCUGCUAGUUCAGGGCAGUCAGUCGAACCGACAGCGGAGCGAUCAAUCCCAUUUGAGCCAUACACACUUCCCAGCCUAAAGACGGAAGCCCUCAACCAGGAGGAGGUGCUCACUCAGCCUUUCCACCCCAUCAAAGACGAGCCUGCAAGUUGCCCUGUUGAGGAGGAAGAUGUCAUUCUGGACGAGACGGAUUAUCGCAGGGAAAAGAGGCCGAUUGAUGAAAUUGAUUUAACUGAUGAAAAUGAAACGCAUGUCUGGCAAAGUGCAAAGCGAACAAAAGUAGCAGAGGCCAUUGGCAAAAGGCCAGUAAAGAGAGAAAGAAGCCCACCGGACACAAGCGAACCUCAAGCACGGAAGGCCAUUAAGCAGGAGCCAGAGCCUGAUGAAGAUCUCUUCGCGCUCCCGGGUGGAAAUGCAAGAAUCAGGCGCAGAGCUGAUGCAGCGAAGGCCCCAACAGGAAGCCAGGUCACAGCUGUCAGCAAGAUUGAGAGCUCAGAUGGUGACGAGGACCCGUUUGCUCUGCCCACUUCGUCCAGGGCUCAGCGGAGGAGACAGCAGCAGCAGGAGGUGGUGCUGAAAGUGGAGGAGAGGCAGCCGGAGUCGUCUGCACCUGCUGAACAUGCACAGACUAAUGGCAUUCCUUCGAACUCACCAAAGAGCUCCGCGUCAGUGAUAACAAGCAGCCAGGAAAAUUUCCUCUCAAAGACUAAUAGCAACGUGAAGCAGGAACCUGGCCAAGGGUCAUCUAACUCUGUAGCGGACCUGACUGCAGAAGUUGAGAGAUCAUUGCUCAUCGUUGAAGUGACAAGCCUAAUCAAGAGGCAGAGCUUUAACAGCACAACCAAUAUCCAAAACACUACAGUAUCUGGGAUGCCAAAUUUCAAACGUUUUAAAAAGAGUCUCAGCGAGAUUUCUGUCUUGCCGAGAAUCAUCGGAGGACGGGACCUUGUGCCACAUGACCAGUCCGUGAACAGUCUUCGCGAGGAGUGGCUGAAACAGCAGGAAGAGACCGUACGUAGGCAUGAGGAACGAAACAUAAUAAAUGAGGAGGAUGAGGAACUCUUCGCCCUCCCUACCAACCCGUGGAGUCGGAUUAGAACGAGGAGAUAGGCAGUAGCGGAGGAGGCUUUAGGGUCGGCGAUUUAAGCAACAGGGAAUUACAGUAAAUUCUAGUUUUGUUUUUUCUUUUUCUUCCCCUUUUGAAAAUGUUGUAUAUUUUUGUUGUUAGGUCUUCCGGAUUAUUUUCUUUUUUCUUUCACUCCCUUUUCUUUUGUUUUAUCCUUCUUUCCCUCAAAAGAUCCACCAUUUUCCAACUGGCAAAUGAUGAAGUAUUAUCUUGUUGAAAAUUUUUACAAGAAUCUACAGCUGCUAACAUCCCAGAAAGUGAGAAAGCACAAAAGACGGUUAUUCAUAUGCUACAUAGCUGCUAUAAAAUUUUCUUGCAGGUGGGGGAAAAAAAAGGAAAGAAAAAAAUAUAAGCUUUUUUUUAUAUCAUAAUACAUAACUUUCAUUCAAAAAUUUCAGCUUAGUUUCAUCAUGAGUUGUUAUUACAUUGUCCUUUAUGUUUCUUCAACUGAAAAAUCCAAAUUUCUUUAAAAUACAUUAUUUUCAUACACAUAUCUUUAGUUUCUUCUUUUCUUUUGUUGUUUUUUUUUUUUUUUUCUCUUUCCUUUCUAUUCUCAUCAAGAUUGUUAUUUUUUCCAUUUUCGCGGAAUGGUAGAAACUACGGAAUUCCUUCAUGCAUUUAGUUCAUUAAAUUAUGCUGCAUCAAAUUAAGAUGUUUUUGUUAUAUAUUUACAAAGAGUAUAGCUUUUUUUGUAUGAUUUAGGGAACUUAAAUGUUGCUCUGCAUUGUUCCAUUACUGAAAGGUGAUUAUAUAUUUUUCGUUCACUCAUUAUCAAUUUCUCAGAUUUUAUAUUAGGUGCUCCAUAUUGUGUAUGGUGUUAAGCAAAAAUUUUAUGUAAUUAAAAACUGUAAAACAUUACAAUAUGUAUCACUGUAAUGUCUAUGGAAUAUUAUCAGAAUAAACAGUGUCGUAA
Penaeus indicus is the source of this 3661-nucleotide messenger RNA. RefSeq names its product nibrin-like. Gene Ontology annotation, cellular component: Mre11 complex. The transcript has 14 exons. The coding region runs from base 135 to 2732 and encodes 865 amino acids. The record is from RefSeq and is a predicted model, not a curated record. Gene Ontology annotation, biological process: mitotic G2 DNA damage checkpoint signaling; double-strand break repair via homologous recombination. Gene Ontology annotation, molecular function: damaged DNA binding; protein binding. Lineage: Eukaryota; Metazoa; Arthropoda; Malacostraca; Decapoda; Penaeidae.